CUUAAGUGGAGCCCAGUCCCUGCCCCCCUACCUCUUGUGAGCUGCCUAGAACAUAUAAAACCUGGUCUGUGCACCCAUACACACACACAAUCCCACCCCACAUCCACAGACAGCCAGAGCCUCUCAGUCUCCACCAUGAAGAUAACCAUCGUAACCACUAUGGUCAUGCUGUCCAUCUGCUGCAGCUCAGCUUCUUCAGACAUCUGCCCAGGAUUUCUUCAAGCCCUCGAGGCCCUCUUCAUGGGCACAGAGUCCAGUUAUGAGGCAGCCCUGAAGCCUUUCAACCCUGGCUCAGACCUGCAAAAUGCAGGAAUCCAGUUGAAGAAACUGGUGGAUACCCUCUCCGAAGAGACCAGAAUAAAAAUCAUGAAUCUCACGGAGAAAAUCCUAACAAGUCCUCUGUGUAAGCAAAAUACAAAGGUCUGAAGCUCACUGGAUUUCAAAGAUAUGCUACUGCUAAACGCCCCUGCCAUUGCCCCGUGCCUCCUUGACCUCUCCCUAU
Messenger RNA from Psammomys obesus (fat sand rat), 502 nucleotides. It is a transcript of the gene Scgb1a1, whose product is annotated as secretoglobin family 1A member 1. The transcript has 3 exons. Lineage: Eukaryota; Metazoa; Chordata; Mammalia; Rodentia; Muridae. Gene Ontology annotation, biological process: signal transduction. The coding region runs from base 136 to 426 and encodes 96 amino acids. The record is from RefSeq and is a predicted model, not a curated record. Gene Ontology annotation, cellular component: cytoplasm.